AUGGAAUUAAUUCUUUUAAAUACACUGGGGUUGAUCAGUGCAUCUCAACCUUCUACGGCAGAGCUAAAAGCUGAACUCGCAGAGAAACAGGCUGAGUUAAAUGAAGUGAACCAGCAGAUUGAUCAACUUAAAACUUCAAUUGGUCCGGAAUACAUGGAACUCAUCCCAAUCAAAAAACAGCUUGAUGACAUUGAUGAUGAAAUUUCCCAACUUACACCUAUUGAACAAGAGCUGGAGACUGCACAGCAGAAUUUGGCGACGAAGCAAGCAGCUUUAGCAACGAAAAACGACGAGCUUACUGCAUUACAGACUGAACUGACUACAACCAAUAACGAAAUAGGAACAUUAAGUGCAACUAGUGAUCAAUUAGAUACUGAAAUCAAUAACAUAAAUGAGGAUAUUACCGCACUACAGGAGACAAUUGGUGAUUAUAAUGAACAAUUAUCCAAUAUUAAUCUCUAUGAGCAAAUCAAAGAUAAGAAUGAUGCUGUUGCAAACCUGACAGCUAACAAGACAGGCCUUGAAACAGAUUUACAGGAUAAUACAAAUGAAAUUGAGGCAAAGAAGACUGAGCAAGCAGCAGAUCAGGUGGCAUUUGAUGAUGCAACAACGGCAUUGAAUGCAACAGAAAAAGCGAUCCAGGAUAAAACUACAGAAAAGAAUACGUUAGCAGCACUGAUUGAUGGACAAGAUGACAGUUUCACACAUGACGGAAAGACUAAGGCUGAAAUUGAGGCUGAAAUUGCAGGUUUGACCCAGGAAUUGGUAGAAUUGGAACAGACGAAAACAGCAGAUGAGGCUACACUUACUGCAGCCCAGAUCAAACUGAAUACUUCUACCACUGAAUUAGAUGCUCUAACUACCGAAAAAACUUCGCUUGAAACUGAUAUCGCCAACAUUGAUAAGGAGGUUGUAGCUAAAAACAAGGAAAUAGCUGAUUUACAGGAGCAAAGUUUGGAAGACGCGAAAACAAAAAAGGCCACCACAACUGCAAAUAUCGCUGCUUCAAAAAAGGCAAUAUCAGGACUUCAAACAGAAAUUACAGCAAUUAACCAAAACAUAGCUGAUUUACAGGAGCAGCUCGAGCCAUUAGCUGAUCUUCAGGCAGAAAAGACUCGCCUUCUGGCAGAAUACGAAAAAAUUGCUGUUGGAUUCACACCAGAGGAGCUGAAUGAGAAAGAGAUCGAGGCUACCCAGCUGGAGACCCUUGAAGAUGGAAAUAAUGUCCGUUAA
This is a messenger RNA of Enterospora canceri, 1233 nucleotides long. The record is from the annotation of a GenBank genome assembly. NCBI's taxonomy places the organism in Eukaryota, Fungi, Microsporidia, Enterocytozoonidae.